Esox lucius (northern pike) is the source of this 2574-nucleotide messenger RNA. Its product is annotated as acidic amino acid decarboxylase GADL1. The record is from RefSeq and is a predicted model, not a curated record. Gene Ontology annotation, biological process: carboxylic acid metabolic process. Gene Ontology annotation, cellular component: cytoplasm. The coding region runs from base 120 to 1694 and encodes 524 amino acids. The transcript is spliced from 14 exons. Gene Ontology annotation, molecular function: carboxy-lyase activity; pyridoxal phosphate binding. NCBI's taxonomy places the organism in Eukaryota, Metazoa, Chordata, Actinopteri, Esociformes, Esocidae.
AAUACAUUAUUGGUCUAUAAAGGAGACAUUCUGGUGCAUCUUCGAACGUUAUACUUUUUUUGUGAAAUAAAAAAAGCAGUUAAAGUUCAGACAAAUCAAAACUAUAACAUAAAUGAACAAUGGCGCCGACAAAUAAUAGUCAUACUAACGAAACCUCAAGUAAGUCCUCCGCGAGCCCUGCAGAGCCAAAGGGAAAGCGACCCCCUGUGCUCGUGGACGGGGUGACUCUGAAUGGCCCCACGCUGGACAUCCGUGAAGCGGAGAGCUUCCUGAGGGACGCCAUGCCCAUCAUAAUGGAGGAGGCUGUCCGGAAGGCCACAGACGUAAAGGAGAAGGUCUGUGAGUGGCGGUCUCCGGAGCAGCUCAAGGAGGUACUGGACCUGGAGCUGAGGGAUGGAGGUGAGGCAAACCCAAAGAUUCUGCAGCGCUGCCGGGAUGCUAUCCGAUACAGUGUCAAGACCGGUCAUCCGCGUUUCUUCAACCAGCUUUACGCGGGCCUUGAUCCUUACUCCCUAGUUGGACGCUUCAUCACAGAAGCUCUGAACCCCAGUCUCUAUACAUAUGAAGUAGCUCCAGUGUUCAUACUGACAGAGGAGGCAGUGCUGAAGAAGAUGAUAGAGAUCAUUGGUUGGACAGAAGGAGGGGACGGCCUAUUCAGUCCAGGUGGCUCUGUGUCCAACAUGUACGCUGUGAACGUGGCCCGGUACCAGCGCUGUCCAAAUGUCAAGGAGCUGGGUCUGUCGGCCAUGCCUAGACUGGUCAUGUUUACGUCUGAGGAGUGUCAUUACUCUGUUGCCAAAGCAGCCGCCUUCCUGGGAAUUGGCACCAAGAAUGUUUAUGUGAUCCGAUCAGAUAAGAGAGGGAAGAUGAUACCAGCAGAGUUUGAGAAACAAGUACAGAGAGCCAAAGAUGAGGGAGCGCUGCCGUUCAUGGUAAAUGCUACAGCCGGAACCACCAUUUUGGGGGCCUUUGACCCGCUGGAGGAGAUCGCUGACAUCUGUGAACGACACAGUCUGUGGAUGCACGUGGAUGCUUGUUGGGGAGGAGCAGCUCUCAUGUCGAAUCAGCACAGACACCUGCUGAAGGGGAUCCACAGGGCUGACUCAGUAGCCUGGAAUCCUCAUAAGAUGCUAUUGGCUGGGCUGCAGUGCUGUGCCUUCAUGGUUAGAGGCCAAACGGAUAUUCUCCAGCGGUGUCACUCGGCCAACGCCUCCUACCUCUUCCAGCAGGAUAAGUUCUAUGACAUCAGCUACGACACAGGGGACAAGUCCAUCCAGUGCAGCCGCAAGCCGGACGCCUUCAAGUUCUGGCUGAUGUGGAAAGCACUCGGCACCAAGGGUCUGGAGGAACGAGUAGACAGGGCCCUCGCUAUGGCCAGGUAUCUUGCAGAGGAGAUCAAGAAGAGAGAGGGAUUCCGUCUUGUCAUGGAGCCUGAGUAUGCCAACGUCUGUUUCUGGUACAUUCCACCCAGUCUGAGGAGCACUCCGGAGGGACCGGAGUUUUGGAAGAGGGUCCAUGCAGUGGCGCCAGUGGUUAAGGAGCGUAUGAUGAAGAAAGGGUCAAUGCUGGUGGGUUACCAACCACACGGAGACAAGGUGAACUUCUUCAGACAGAUCAUCAUUAGCCCCCAGGUCAGCAGAGAAGACAUGGACUUCCUGCUGGAUGAGAUAAACACCCUGGGAAAGGACUUAUGAUCCCACUGUCCUCUUGCACUUUUUUUGACCUGAGGCCCCCUGUAUGAGGCCUGGUUAUAAAGUAGGACCCUAAAAAGGGAUUAGUGUGUCAUUUUGAACAAAACCCAUGGGUCUUUGCUUCAUUUCUCACAAAACAGGAUGUCGUUUGGGAUGUUUUGUAUUAUUUUGUGUUCACAGAACAUAACCUAGGUGUUCUAGAGCAUGUAAUUCUUCCACUGCCUGGCCCUUCUAUAGUGUUCAAGUGUUCUAGAUCAUGGACAGUCGCCUACAUUGGAGGUUUGAUGUAUUUGAUCUCUUUACUGGAACCAAUUUCAGAUCACUCGAAAAGCCACAAGGAAUUGUUCUUUAAAUGUUUAUCUGCUUUUGUGACCAAUUUUGCUGUUACUGUUGUAUGUUAUGCAACGCUCAGCUGAAAUAUAAUCUAAAAUAUUAUUUUCAGGAGAUACACACACUGUCUAUAUGGUACAUAGAGUUAUAUCAUUUCAAGAGAUUCAUUCAGUAUAUCAGCUCUAGAGAUGUAUUAUUAUAAUGACAGAGAUUCUAUCUAUUUAUUAACAUGCUAUUGUUAUGAUUGUCUCUUAUGAAGAAUUGCAUUGCACAUGUAAUCACUUUAAUCAUUUUAAAAUCUGUUUUAAAAUGUAGUAAACUGGAUACUGUGGGUCCACUUAAAGAAAUCAGAUGCCGACUGAUAAAGGGCUUUAUUACUCGUUUUAAAAUGACUGCAAGGGGCCGUUAUUUAGUAGCCAAGACAAGUCUUAUGAUACAUCAUAGUGUAUUGUACUAGUCUGCUUAACAUAAAUUGUUCUUUAGCUUGACAUCAAAGAGAAUGCUGCUUACUUAUACAUUAAGUUAUUAUAAUAAUACAUCAUGAUAUUCCUAA